GAGACGCAGGUUUGCAUCGCUAUUCUGUACGCACCAGCCGCUUCUGGUGGUGUUUUGCCGGGUCCACUGAUCUGUAUCAUAGAGGGUCUUGCAACCGCAGCUAUGGCGGUCGGUUGCUGUUUUCUCCCUCUAGACCCGCCAUCAUUGUCGCCAAGCUGGCUCAAUCCAGACGAGAUCCGAUAUCUCGAAGUCCGCCCACUAGCCUCAAAUAGCCACAGUGGCCAUCACAAAGGCUUUGACAAGCGGAUAAUCUUCAACGUCUUUCUCGAUUGGGAAGGAUACUUGCUCAUAUUUGCCAGCUGA
Penicillium coprophilum is the source of this 303-nucleotide messenger RNA. RefSeq lists its product as uncharacterized. The transcript has 2 exons. The record is from RefSeq and is a predicted model, not a curated record. The annotation marks the transcript as partial. NCBI's taxonomy places the organism in Eukaryota, Fungi, Ascomycota, Eurotiomycetes, Eurotiales, Aspergillaceae.